This is a messenger RNA of Artibeus jamaicensis (Jamaican fruit-eating bat), 1374 nucleotides long. RefSeq names its product leukocyte immunoglobulin-like receptor subfamily A member 6. Gene Ontology annotation, molecular function: inhibitory MHC class I receptor activity. Gene Ontology annotation, biological process: cytokine-mediated signaling pathway. NCBI's taxonomy places the organism in Eukaryota, Metazoa, Chordata, Mammalia, Chiroptera, Phyllostomidae. The record is from RefSeq and is a predicted model, not a curated record.
CUGAGAGUCUGUCUACACUGAACACACCGUGGUCUCUUCCUUCUGCACAGCUGGGUUCAGAGUGGAGACUCCAUGUCCCCCAUACUCAUGGCCCUGCUCUUCCUUGGGCUGAGCGUGGGCCUGAGGACCCCAGUGCAGGCAGGGACCCUUGCCAAACCCACCCUCUGGGCUGAGCCAGACGCCAUAACCCGGUUGCGGAGCUCUGUGACCAUCUGGUGUCAGGGGACCCUGCAGGCCAUUGAGUUCCGUCUGGAUAAAGAUGGAAGCCCACAGCCGUGGCGUAGACAGAAGCCACUAUAUCCAGGAGACAAGGUCAAGUUCUCCAUCACACACAUGACAGAGCAUGAUGCAGGAAAAUAUCACUGCUCCUAUGUCAGCCUCACUGGCUGGUCAGAGCGCAGUGACCCCCUGGAGCUGGUGUUAACAGGAUCCUACUACUACAGCAAACCCAGCCUCUCAGCCCUGCCCAGCCCUGUUGUGACCUCAGGAGGGAAUGUAACCCUCCAGUGUGGCUCAUGGGAGAAAUUCAACAGGUUCAUUUUGACCAAGGAAGGAGAAGACAGGCUCUCCUGGACCCUGGACUCACAGCAACACCCCAGUGGGGAGUCCCAGGCCCGGUUCUCUGUGGGCCCUGUAAUUCCCAGCCACAGGUGGACAUUCAGAUGCUAUGGCUGUUACAGAAACAGACCCCAGGUGUGGUCACAGCCCAGUGAUGCCCUGGAGCUUCUGGUCUCAGGUAGCUCAAGGAAGCCCUCCCUCCUGACCCAGCAGGGCCCCAUUGUGGGGUCUGGACAGAGCCUGACCCUCCAGUGUCUGUCUAACAUCGGCUAUGACAGAUUUGCUCUGUCCAAGACAGGGGGACAAGACCUCCCCCAGAUCACUGACCUGCAGCCCAAGGCGGGGCUCUCUCAGGCCAAAUUCCACCUGGACACUGUGAAUGGCUCCCAUGGGGGCCAGUACAGGUGCUAUGGUGGACACAGCCUCUCCUCUGAGUGGUCAGCCCCCAGUGACCCCCUGGACAUCCUGGUGGCAGGAUGGCUCCCUGACAGACCCUCCCUCUCGGUGCAGCCUGGCCCCACAGUGGCCUCAGGAGAGAACGUGACCCUGCUGUGUCAGUCACAGAGCCCAAGGGACACUUUCCUUCUGACCAAGGAGGGGGCAGCCAGUCCCCCGCUGCGUCUCAGAUCACAGUCUCGAGCUCAGCAGCACCAGGCAGAGUUCUCCAUGGGUCCUGUGACCUCAGCCCAUGGGGGGACCUACAGGUGCUACAGUGCAAACCACGAUAGACCCUACCUGUUGUCACAGCCCAGUGACCCCCUGGAGCUCCUGGUCUCAGGUAAGACCCCUGACUGUCUUUCUGAGCUGUUGGCUCAG